ACAUAAGGGCAAAUAUAUAACCAUGUCCUGCCCAACGAUUCUUGCCACCGCCACCCAUAUAACAAACGGUGUUACAUCCGUCGACUGCCAGAAACAAGUACGUUCAUGGCGCCUUCUACGUUCCCUUACGGAACUCCUUAUUCCGACCUGCAACCGCGCCUUCGUCGAACCUGAAGAAAUCAAACACAAAAGCUUUCAAACCUCUUAUCCGAAGCCCGUUUACAAUACUUUUUCUAGCGUAAUUACAGGUACCAUCUUCGGUUACCGCAGGGGAAGACUCAGCUUCUGUAUCCAAGCAAAUUCCAAGUCCACCAACCCAAUUCUCCUUCUAGAGUUUACCGUCCCUACACUUGUUUUGGCUCAAGAAAUGCAGGGCGGUAUCCUCCGAAUUGCGAUGGACUGCACCGGUUUGGCGAGCUGUUCGAGUUCAGAUUCGGUUUUGUCGAUGCCAUUGUGGACCAUGUAUUGUAAUGGAAGGAAAGUCGGGUAUGCAGUUAAACGCAGGCCAUCAAAAGCUGAUGUGGAUGCUUUAAGGCUAAUGAGUUCUGUCGUUGUUGGUGCCGGAAGAAUGAACGGAAAACAGCUCGAUAAUGACGAUGAACUUAUGUACUUGAGGGCUAACUUUGAGAGAGUUCGCGGUUCAUCUGAUACAGAAUCGUUCCAUUUGAUUGAUCCCGAUGACAACAUGGGGCAUGAGCUUAGUAUUUUCUUUUUCCGAUCGCGGUGAAAACUGAAACCUUGGUGUCGAUUA
Hibiscus syriacus is the source of this 751-nucleotide messenger RNA. RefSeq names its product protein MIZU-KUSSEI 1-like. Gene Ontology annotation, biological process: hydrotropism. The record is from RefSeq and is a predicted model, not a curated record. NCBI's taxonomy places the organism in Eukaryota, Viridiplantae, Streptophyta, Magnoliopsida, Malvales, Malvaceae. Bases 23 to 727 code for a protein of 234 amino acids. The transcript has a single exon.